CUGGGUUUACUGUGUUCGGAUUUGGCAUAACUCAGUCAACACCGUCGGCGACUUCCAUCCCCAUUCCACCUCUCUGGUAUCGUAAUUUUGUUUCCUGCAACAAAACCCUAAAACCUGAAAUUCCAGCAAAAGGGCGAGUCAAAUUAAUAAUCUAAUAAGGACCGAAAAAUGCAUUUUCGGAUUGUGAAAAUUUUCGUCGCUUCUGUGGAGAUUAGAUUACCAUCGUGAUUCUUGAAGAAAUGGCGUCCGAGAUCGAGGUUGUUGACGAAGGAGAUAGCCGAGAUCGCCAGACGGGUCGCACUGGCGGUGGCUCGGCGGAGACGAACGGCGUGGAUGAAGGUGAUGAUAGUCUUCGGAACGAUGUGUACACGGCAGCGGCGUAUGGUCAUAUGGAGAAGUUGCAUAGGUUGGUGGAGUGUGAUGGAUGCUCGGUUUCUGAACCGGAUGGGCUUGGGUAUUAUGCGUUGCAGUGGGCGGCUUUGAACAAUCGGACCGCGGCGGCGCAAUAUAUUCUCGAGCACGGAGGGGACGUAAAUGCAGUUGAUCACACUGGACAGACUGCACUGCAUUGGAGUGCUGUGCGGGGUGCAUUCCAGGUUGCGGAGCUCUUACUCAAGGAGGGUGCUCGUCUCAAUGCAGCUGAUUUGUAUGGCUAUCAGGCAGCUCAUGUUGCGGCACAGUAUGGUCAGACAGCCUUCCUUCAUCAUAUUGUUACGAAGUGGAAUGCUGAUCCUGAUAUUCCUGAUAAUGAUGGAAGAAGCCCUCUACAUUGGGCUGCUUAUAAAGGUUUUGCUGAUUGUAUACGGCUUCUUCUAUUUUUGGAUGCACAUAGAGGACGCCAGGAUAAAGAAGGUUGCACUCCCCUCCAUUGGGCUGCCAUUAGAGGGAACUUAGAGGCAUGCACGGUGCUAGUGCAAGCAGGGAAGAAGGAGGACUUGAUGGUGACUGAUAACACUGGAUUUACACCAGCACAACUUGCUUCUGAUAAGAAUCACAGACAAGUUUCUUUUUUCCUUGAAAAUGCAAUAAAGGUGCAUGGUAAACGGUGCGAUGAGAACAGUUACCUUGGGAAAAUUUCAAAACUAGGGCUUGCACCUAUACUUUGGUGUAUAAUCCUUGUGUUACUAAUAACCUUUAUCCAUUCAGUCAUCACGGCAUCAAAUCUGCCAGAGUUAACAGUUGCAUUUGCGCUUUUUUCCUGGUUGGGAGUUUUACUUGCAUCUGCUGGCCUAGUAAUGUUUUAUAGGUGUAGCAGCAAGGAUCCAGGUUACAUCAGAAUGGACUUACGUGAUUCAGAAAACCAGAAAGAUGAUGAACCUUUGUUGAAGGUUGAGUUAAAUCAUCCUGCUUUGCUGGCUGGGAAUUGGUCUCAGCUCUGUGCAACAUGCAAGAUUGUCAGACCACUUCGCGCAAAGCAUUGUUCUACAUGUGAUCGUUGUGUUGAACAGUUUGACCAUCAUUGUCCUUGGGUGUCAAAUUGUAUUGGGAAGAAAAACAAGUGGGAUUUCUUCAUAUUUCUUAUUCUAGAAGUUUCUGCAAUGCUGGUUACUGGUGUAGUUGCUCUUAUAAGACUAUUGAAAGAUCCAACCGCUCCAUCUUCUUUUGGGGCAUGGAUGAACCAUGCUGGCACUCAGCAUAUAGGGACUGUAUCAUUUCUGAUUGUGGACGUCUUCCUCUUUUUUGGUGUGGCAGCCUUAACUAUCGUACAAGCUUCUCAGAUAUCUCGCAACAUAACAACAAACGAAAUGGCAAAUGCAAUGCGCUAUGGCUAUCUUAGAGAUCCAGGUGGUCAUUUCAAAAAUCCAUAUGAUCAUGGCAUCAGGAAGAACUGUUCAGAUUUCUUUAUCAAAGGAUACAAUGAAGAUGUAGAGUAUACUGAAGAACCAAAUCAUUCCGGCACUGGAAUGAUGCAGAUGGCAAGGAGUUCAAAUUUGCAAAAUAGGGAGAACCAUUCUCAUCAUAUCAGGAGUAAUGCCCAUGUUUCCAUUGACGUGGAUUCUAAGAGCACCAGACCUAAUCAUGCACGUGCGCACUCCUGGCAAUGCAGCCGUAACCAUGGAAAGGCCAAUGGGCUCCCAUUAGGGCUGGGUGUUGGCCUUGGAAGGAACAAUGCUCGUUCUAUUGUAAUCUCAUGAUAUCAAAACAUGGCAACCCACCAACUCCUCCGAAGUCCCCCACCCCACCAAAAAAAAAAGAAAAAAGAAAAGCGAAAGAAGAAAAAAAUUCCAUCAUCAUGGGUGCAUUGUAGUCUUUUGUAGCUGUAAUUGAUUAUGUGCAUACACAAACGGUUAGUCCCUUCAGUAAUAUAAUUUAUUAUUGCAUUUUUCUGAGGUUUCA
Nelumbo nucifera (sacred lotus) is the source of this 2337-nucleotide messenger RNA. RefSeq names its product protein S-acyltransferase 24-like. Gene Ontology annotation, biological process: protein palmitoylation. The record is from RefSeq and is a predicted model, not a curated record. Gene Ontology annotation, molecular function: palmitoyltransferase activity; protein binding. Gene Ontology annotation, cellular component: Golgi membrane. Lineage: Eukaryota; Viridiplantae; Streptophyta; Magnoliopsida; Proteales; Nelumbonaceae.